This is a messenger RNA of Wyeomyia smithii (pitcher-plant mosquito), 958 nucleotides long. RefSeq lists its product as uncharacterized. The coding region runs from base 94 to 903 and encodes 269 amino acids. The transcript has 3 exons. The record is from RefSeq and is a predicted model, not a curated record. NCBI's taxonomy places the organism in Eukaryota, Metazoa, Arthropoda, Insecta, Diptera, Culicidae.
AUCGAUAAUUAUCGAUAGGUUUCCCAUCCCUACUCUGGAGUGCGGUGAAAGCGUGAAAUUAUUUACGGGUGUUGUGAAGGCUUCGUUUUAAACAUGGAAAAAACAGCAAAAACUGCUUUAAAUAGAAAGCAGAUAAAAUCAAUUCGUAAUGUACUGGUUCAGCCAUUUAAAAACAAAUGGCCGCUACUACCCGAAACAGAAGCUGCAAAUUUCAAUAUGUUGUUUAAACAAAUACCUCAGAACUUAUUAGUCAAUGGAAUCAACGAGUCUGUUCAAUUGAUAAAUGAAGGCGAAGCAUGUUUGCUCUUACUCAAUUCCGGUUUUCAUCCGCAAAUUCUGGGUAAGCAAAUUAUUCGUAUGGCUCUGCGUAUUAUACCGGAUAUUAAAAUCUUGGUAGUCGAAAAACUCGCAGUGCAAGGAUCGCCUCAAAAAAUAAUUGCCAUUCGUAAGAACAGCCGUGAUCAAGUUGAACCAUCAUACCAAUUACUCAAGCUGAUAACAGAAAUUUAUAAAUCCAAUAAUUACGAAAACGUUGAUAAUCGAGCUUCUGUUAAUGACGAAAAACAAAAAUUGAAAAAGAUGAAUGCGGACGAACAAAUAACUCCAGAAGUUAUCACCAAACAGUAUCUUACGCGACGUGACACGAAAAAACGUGAGUUUGUUCCACCUGUCUCAGUUUUCGCAUCCAGAAACACAGACCUCACCGAGAAAGAUGAAUGGGAUGAAUACGUUUCUUUUACUCAACAAAAAUAUGUCCAGUCGGAUAAAAUUAAAAUACAGAAAAAAAAUCCAUUUCAUCACACAGCUAAAACUAAGAAAUCAAGACGAAACGAAGUAACAUACGUUCCCUUAUCUGUAAAUCGUAUCCAGGGUAAUCCAGAAAGAAAACGUAAAAAAAAGUAAAAAAAUUUUUUUUUUUUUUGUACACAGACGUUAAGUACAUGUAUCAAAAUUCAAA